ACCCUGCGCCGCGCCAUGGCGCUGGGCCCCGCCGGGCCGGCUCGGCUGGUGCGCUGCGGGCAGAAGGACGAGCUGUACCGGAGCGGCCUGCGCAGCGGGGCCGGCACCGCGCUGCACGGGAUCGCGGGGGCUAAGAAGUGGCUGGAGUGGAGGAGGGAGAUCGAGCUGCUCUCCGACGUUGCCUACUUCGCCCUCACCACCCUGUCAGGUUAUCAGACUCUGGGUGAAGAAUAUGUCAACAUUGUUCAAGUUGACUCCACCAAGAAAAGGGUACCUUCUUUUCUUCGACGGGCCAUCUUCGUUUCUCUCCAUACCAUAGUACCCUAUUACUUAGAAAAGGGAUUGCAGCAUCUGGAACAUGAGUUGCAGAUAGAAGAUGAUGGGGCAAGAACCUUGCAAAGCAACCCAGCACUUGGCUUAUCCAGUAGGACCUUAAUACGAAACUGGAUUCAGAAACAAGUCAGGGAACUUACAGAACAACAGAAGAAAACAAUCCUACAAGUUGUGUACAUCCUUAAACAGUCCAUCCCUUUGCUUCACCGACUACAUCUGGCAGUGUUCUACAUACAUGGCACUUUUUAUCACCUAUCUAAAAGAAUUGCAGGAAUCAGAUAUCUGCACUUUGGAGGACUACAAGGAGAAGAUCAGAGCAUUCGAUCAAGUUACAAGUUCCUUGGAAUAAUUUCACUCUUCCAUCUUCUUCUGACAAUUGGUGUUCAGAUAUACAGCUUCCAACAAAAGCAGAGAGCAAGGCAGGAAUGGAAACUACACCGCAACCUAGCUCUCCAGAAAAAUACGAUAAAGGAAGGAACUACUGGGCGCCAGUCCCGCUGCACUUUGUGUUUGGAGGAACGGAGACAUGCAACAGCCACACCUUGUGGGCACCUGUUCUGCUGGGAAUGCAUCACCGAGUGGUGUAACACCAGAACAGAAUGUCCACUGUGCAGAGAGAAAUUUCAUCCUCAGAAGCUGAUCUACCUACGCCACUAUCAACUGUAAGGAAAAAUCCUGUCUCAUUACAAGGGCCUCUGCUCUCAUACCUUCAUACAGAGUGGUCAUACAGUUCAGGUUAGUCCAAGAACAAGACUUUAUUGUAAAACUGGUAACUGCCUGUACAAGGUGGCACUUCAUUCCUGUUUUACAAAAUAAAUCUCUUUCUGCCUCUU
Messenger RNA from Gallus gallus (chicken), 1166 nucleotides. RefSeq names its product peroxisomal biogenesis factor 10 (gene PEX10). The coding region runs from base 16 to 999 and encodes 327 amino acids. Gene Ontology annotation, biological process: protein import into peroxisome matrix. NCBI's taxonomy places the organism in Eukaryota, Metazoa, Chordata, Aves, Galliformes, Phasianidae. Gene Ontology annotation, cellular component: peroxisomal membrane. The record is from RefSeq and is marked validated. Gene Ontology annotation, molecular function: zinc ion binding. The transcript is spliced from 6 exons.